Molecule: messenger RNA, 4078 nt
Organism: Drosophila novamexicana
Lineage: Eukaryota; Metazoa; Arthropoda; Insecta; Diptera; Drosophilidae
Product: FMRFamide receptor
Exons: 2
Coding region: 778-2436 (552 amino acids)
Biological process (GO): G protein-coupled receptor signaling pathway
Cellular component (GO): membrane
Molecular function (GO): G protein-coupled receptor activity
Source: RefSeq, a predicted model, not a curated record
AGAGAAGCAAUCAAAGAGCAAAAAUUGAAACAGCAAAAAUAUUUAAAAGGUGAAAACAUAUCAAGAAAUUAGCCCUGUCAACCAAACGUUACAAAAUUAAAGAAUGAGUACCCAAAGAUGUGUAUACACGCGUCUGUUUGUGUCGCUUGUAAUAUCCCCUCAUGUAUGGUAAUUAUCCACAAGUGAUGGCAUCCCUUGGCAUUGAUGCGUGACAUUUCUUUUAUAAAAUAUGCAAAUGAGUCAACGUGCUUCCGCCAGGGAAUUUGAAUCAGUGCAUCGGUUGGAGAAAAAUGCAGGGACACGUGAACACGGGAUACGAACAACAACUGAUUCAGAUAAACGGAGACACAUUUUUCGCAUUGUAAAUUAAAUUCCCAAGCUUAAAGUGUCAACGACGCGUGGCAGCAGCAGCAACAACAACAGCAACAACUGCAAUUGAGGGACUAUUAAAAGCACUGCUCGCAGUGUGAGGCAUAAGCGGAAAGGCAAGCAAAGCGCGACAAAAAGUCAAAGUCACGCCCACACUGGCAAGGACGACGGACGGAAGAGCAACAGAGUGUGUCCAAGUGCGGGCGCACAGGUGUGACCCUGCAACAGCCAAAGCAAUAACAAAAACAACAACAACAAAAGCAACCACAGCUAACACAACAAUUGCGGCGACACAAUUUAUGUUACAGCAAAAGUUGCACGGUAAAUUUUUAAAUGCUACGCAGCCGACUAGCCACAGCCGCCAGGUAGCCUCCCCCGAUCAUUGGAACAGCAAAUAGAGUAGCAUCCAUGAGCGCCGCAGCGGCAAGGCUGCUGUUGCGCCUCGAGCAGCCAGUGCCGGGCGUAAUGCCGCCACCGGCACCCGCCGAAUACGAUUGGGCGCCCAUUAGCGUAGAUCAAUUUCUGGCCAGCGCAACGGGUCGCAGUCAGGAGGAUGCGGUGCGCUAUGAGCUAGCGGAUCCGCUGGGCAGCACACUGGCACCAUUGAUAUACGAUGUGGGCCAGCGUCUGCUGUUCAAUGGCAGCUCUGCCACACAAAAUGGCAACGACACGUACACAGAUCUCUUUCCGCAAAUGGAGGAUAUGGGCGAUGAGCCGAACUGGACGCGCAUCUGUGAGGAGGUUUACAAUCCGCAGCUGGAGAAUAAUCGCAUCGAGUUUUGGGUAUGCGGCGUCAUACUUAACAUUGUUGGCGUACUAGGCAUACUGGGCAACGUGAUAUCCAUGAUAAUCCUGUCCCGUCCGCAAAUGCGCUCCAGCAUUAACUACUUGCUAACUGGCCUGGCGCGCUGCGACACGAUGCUGAUUAUUAGCUCCAUGCUGCUGUUUGGCAUACCCUCCAUUUAUCCAUAUACGGGCCAAUUUUUUGGCUACUACAACUAUGUGUAUCCGUUCAUAUCGCCGGCAAUGUUUCCCAUCGGCAUGAUUGCGCAGACCGCCAGCAUCUAUAUGACCUUCACCGUCACCCUGGAGCGCUAUGUGGCCGUCUGUCAUCCGUUGCGGGCGCGUGCUCUAUGCACCUACGGACGCGCUAAGAUAUAUUUCAUAGUGUGCGUCUGCUUUGCACUCGCCUACAAUAUGCCCCGGUUUUGGGAGGUGCUCACGGUGAGCUAUCAGCUGCCCAACUCGACCGAUGUGCUGCACUGCGUGCGGCCCUCGCCACUGCGACGCAAUCCGACCUAUAUAAAUAUAUAUAUACACUGGUGCUAUCUGAUUGUGAACUAUAUAAUACCCUUUCUCACGCUGGCCAUACUCAACUGCCUGAUCUACAGGCAGGUGAAGCGUGCGAAUCGGGAACGCCAGCGCCUGUCCAGAUCGGAGAAGCGUGAGAUCGGGCUGGCCACAAUGCUAUUGUGUGUGGUCAUUGUCUUUUUUAUGCUCAACUUUUUGCCGCUGGUGCUGAACAUCUCGGAGGCGUUCUACAGUGUGAUCGAUCACAAGGUGACCAAGGUCUCAAAUCUGCUUAUCACGAUCAACAGCAGCGUCAACUUUCUCAUUUAUAUCAUAUUCGGAGAGAAGUUCAAGCGCAUUUUUUUACUCAUUUUUUUCAAGCGACGCCUGAGUCGUGACCAGCCGGAUCUUAUACACUACGAGAGCUCCAUUUCGAACAACGGCGACGGCACCAUAAACCAUCGCUCGUCCGGCCGCUUCUCGCGACACGGCACCCAGCGCAGCACCACCACAACCUACCUGGUCGCCACGGGCGGCGGGGGCGGCAACAGCUCACUGAACAGCGUGCGGCUGACCCAGGUGUCCGGCUCGCCCGGCCUGCUCAAGAUCAAACGGAAUCGCGCUCCAUCGCCCGGUCCGGUCGUUUAUUAUCCGGGUCCACGUGAAAUGCAUCGAUCCGUUUCCACCAGCAAUUCGACAACCAACAAUAAUACGGCGCUCGGCUACGACUGGACCGUGGAUGGCAAGAAGUUGGGACACGUCUCCUCCGGCUUUUGAGGCCGCACAAGCACAUACAGUGCAGUGUAAUCGCUAGUCAACUAGCCUACAUGUGUAAAUAACUAUAUAUAUAUAUAUAUACAUAUAUACAUCUAUUUAAACAUGUUUUUAGUGUGUAAACCUGAGCGCGCCAAGCGUCGCGUUACUUUGUGAUAAGCGUUAAGUGUUUCUCUCCAUUUUCUCUACGUCAAGUUCUCUUCGACAGCUCUAGCCGUUACAUAACCGAUCAAAUAGCUAAUAGGCCACAGGUGCAGCAAAAUUUCAGAAAAACACGCAGAUAAUUUGAGACUCUUUAUACAAAAGAAACUUUCCUUUUAAAUAAUACCCAAAAACAAACGUUUUAAACCAUUUAUGUUUUAGCUUACAUGAUUAUGUUGUUUGUUAAUAUACAAAAUAUGUUUUCCUGGCAGUUUUUUAGAUGAAAGACUGACAUUAGAUGGGCGGCACCACAGAAACAGAUUGAGCAAAUAGCUAACCGCGUUGCUAGACUGAAUUGGAUAAACUAGAGCUAAACUAGGCAUAAAACUAUUUUAAUUAAAAUGUUGCCCCUAAUACAUUUAUCUCUUUGAAACUAUAUUAAUAUAUACAUUUAGUAUAAAUAUCGACAACGUCCUUUAUAUACAACAAGUACGUCCUCGAUAUGUGAUACUUGGCGACGUCAUUUUUGUCCAACCUUUGCUCGCAGCUGCUUUGAUUUGUUCUAGAAAAUGGAUAGUUAAAGAACUCAGCUAUAUCUAAGCGUAAUCCCAAUGUCCUUGAUUAAAUCGCUCGAGCAUAGUUGCAUUUCGAGCACAAAAUUCUUAGAAGAGUGUCUAAGCGUGCUAUAUGAAAUUUUGCUGUACUUGUUGGACAAAAUGCACACACACACACACACACGCACACCAGCUUGUUAAUUAUUUUUGGCUUUCAAUUUCUCUCAAUCAAUUGAAUUUGUUUCAAUUUUGCACGAAAUUAAGCCGUAAAACUUUUUCACGCCCAACUCUAUGGAUUAAUGCCCGACGGGGAAGAGUCCGUGAAACUGAGCUGACCCAAGCCCGUUGGGCCAUGGCUUUUUCUACAAGGAACUUUUAUUUAUUAGCAUCAAGUUUUCGCUUUUAAUUAAAUAUAGACUGCAUUUUUCAGCUGAACUUGAUAAAUGAUUUUCCUUUUUUUUUAUUUCCUUUAUUAUUAUUCGGCUUCUCUUGUUGCUGAUUGGUUAGCUUUAAAUUAUAGAAAACUUUUUCAUUUUGUUAUCGAUAGCAGUUCAUAUUUUUUUUGGCGAUUGGACUUUUGGGUUCGACGUUGCAAUAUGCCAAGUUGUCGGAAAGUUAAAAAGUUAAGCUCAAAGUUCACUCAACAAAAGUCGGUAAAUUCGAUUAAAUUGGUUCCUUUUAACACAAAUACGAAAAAAAGGAAAAACGAAUCAAUUCGAAUCAACUCGAAAGUAGCUCAAUUUAACAAUUACAUUACAAUUACACUUACACACAAACAUACUUUGCUAUGGUAAAAGACAUCAGGUGUUCAUGAAUUGAAUUUAUUCAACUUACCUCCCAAAAAAAACUAAAACACAAUGCUAUUGUAUAAAAUUAUAAAAGCUAACUGAUUCUGUAUAUACUUCCUAUAUGAUAAUUAUAUACUUAAUGCAAAGCAUAUAUUGUCGACC